This is a messenger RNA of Malania oleifera, 3225 nucleotides long. Its product is annotated as receptor-like serine/threonine-protein kinase SD1-8. The record is from RefSeq and is a predicted model, not a curated record. The transcript is spliced from 7 exons. Gene Ontology annotation, molecular function: ATP binding; protein serine/threonine kinase activity. Lineage: Eukaryota; Viridiplantae; Streptophyta; Magnoliopsida; Santalales; Ximeniaceae. Bases 380 to 2998 code for a protein of 872 amino acids. Gene Ontology annotation, biological process: recognition of pollen; protein phosphorylation.
AACCAAAAUUUCAACUCAAUUCUGGAUGGAUUAUUCAUUUUUCUUGUGAGCCAGCCUAACUACCGUGCUAGCCGCCUGCGGUCAGCCUCAAACAAGUACGUUCUAUUUUACAACACGGGUCCAGCCCAGGAGUGCACAUGGCGACUCGCAUUCAAGCAUAGGCCCGCCCAGUCGCCCACCCAUCCCAUGUGCUAUAACAUCACAUUCGGAAUUGGCAAUCCACAGGAAAAUUUUAUUAAGGGAGGAGGUAAAGAUGAUUCGCACAAAAAGGAAAGCGUAAUCAAGCAUGAUUCAAAUCAGCAGGAAAGUUUUUCUCUUCUCUCCCACCAAACAUUCCCCCAAGUCUUCACCAUGAAGCAAUCAAAUUCCAAUUCCCCCGAUGUUUUCAGAGCGCGCGGCCUCUGCCUCUGACUCUGACCUCAGAAUUUUGAGCAAUAUGAGCUCUGCUCUCCAUUGCUGUUUAAUUUUCCUCUGUUUUGCUCUGCUCUCCUCGUCAGUUCGCGUCGCCGGCGCCGGCGCCGGCAUCGCCAUAACUGCAGCUCAGCCACUAGCCGACGGCAACACCAUCGUCUCCACCGGCGGGGUGUUCGAGUUGGGGUUCUUCGGUCCCAACUCCUCCAAGAACCGCUACUUGGGAAUAUGGUACAAGAACAUUCCCGACUCCCCUGUUGUUUGGGUCGCGAACAGGGACAACCCGUUAACGGAUUCAUCAGGAGUUCUCAAAAUCGGCGACGGGGGAAAUUUGGUUCUUCUCGAUCGGUCCGGUAAGCCCAUUUGGUCGUCGUCGAAUCAAUCGCACGCAGAAGAUAACCCAGUUGCUCUGCUCUUGGAUUCGGGAAACUUCAUCCUCAGAGGAAACGAGUCAAAUGAUCCGGAAAACCACAUAUGGCAAAGCUUUGAUUACCCCACUGACACAUUAUUACCGGGAAUGAAGCUAGGAUGGGACUCAAAAUCGGGUUUUGACAGGUUCUUGACGUCGUGGAAGACCUCCGACGACCCGUCCUCCGGCGAUUACAGCUUCAAGCUCGACCGGCGCGGAUUCCCUGAAAUUUUUCUGUGGAACGACGGCGUGCGGGUGUACCGGAGCGGACCGUGGAACGGCCUGAGAUUCAGCGGCGUACCGGAGAUGAAGCCCUCAGUCGUCUUCAAUUUCACUUUCGCUGUGAGCCCAAACGAGGUCUAUUACUCGUUUGGGCUAAUCGACAAAUCGUUAAUCUCGAGAUUGGUGGUGAACUAUUCUGGGCUUCUUCAGCGAUUCACUUGGAUUGAAAACAGCAAACAGUGGAACAUCUACUGGUACGCUCCCAAGGACCAAUGCGACAGCUACAGGGAGUGCGGCCCGUACGGCAUCUGCGACACGAACGCGUCGCCGGUGUGCAAGUGCGCCGAUGCGUUCAGGCCGGUGAACCCUCAGGCGUGGUUUUUACGAGAUGGGUCCGGCGGGUGCGUUCGGAAGACGGAGCUGGAUUGCCGGAGCGACGGGUUUUUGCCGGUGAGGGACGCGAAAUUGCCGGAGACUUCGAGCUCCUUUGUAAACAGGACCAUGAAUCUCGCACCGUGCGAAGAAAUGUGCCGGAAAAACUGUUCUUGCACAGCUUAUGCAAACUCCGACAUUGCCGGAGGUGGCUCCGGUUGCGUGAUUUGGUCCGGCGACUUGAUGGAUAUGCGGCAAUAUGCAGAAGGGGGUCAAGAUCUCUACAUUAGAUUAGCAGCUUCUGAUAUGGCAGCCGGGAGGAGCAUAAAUUCACAAAGUGGUUCCAACAACUCAAGGCAAUAUAUCAAGAUUGUAGGCAUCACAGUGGGUACUAGUAUUCUGCUACUUGCACUAGGCAUCAUUCUUGUAUGGAGGACCUGGAGGUUGAAAAGAAUGUGCAACAGAAGGCUAGACGAAAGAGGACCGAGUGAAAGAAGCCAAGAUAUUCUGCUUAGUGAUUCGGGUUUUCGAAGUAAGAGAGAUUACACCGAUGAAAGUACAUCGCAUGAGCUAGAGUUGCCAUUGUUUGAUUUUAGCACCAUUGUAAUAGCAACAAACAAUUUUUCUGAAGCAAAUAAACUAGGACAAGGUGGCUUUGGCAGUGUUUAUAAGGGUAUGUUGAUUGAAGGACAAGAAGUAGCAGUGAAGAGGCUCUCGAAGAGUUCAGGGCAAGGAAUAGAAGAAUUCAAAAACGAGGUUCGGCUAAUUGCAAGGCUUCAACACAGGAACCUUGUUAGACUUCUUGGUUGCUGCAUUGAGAUGGAAGAAAAGAUGCUGGUUUAUGAGUACAUGCAGCACAGAAGCUUGGACUCCUUUAUAUUCAAUGCGGAGAAAAGUUCCCUGCUGGACUGGCAAAGGCGCUUCAACAUCAUAUGUGGGAUUGCUCGUGGGCUUCUUUAUCUUCACCAGGAUUCCAGAUUCCGAAUUAUCCAUAGGGAUCUCAAAGCAAGCAACAUUCUACUUGAUGGCCAAAUGAACCCAAAAAUAUCGGACUUUGGCAUGGCCAGAAUUUUUGGAGGAGAUCAGACUGAGGCAAAUACAAAGAGAGUAGUUGGAACAUAUGGUUAUAUGUCUCCCGAAUAUGCAAUGGACGGGCUCUUCUCUGUGAAAUCUGAUGUCUUUAGCUUUGGUGUUCUGGUGCUGGAGAUAGUAAGUGGUAAGAAGAACAGGGGAUUUUAUUAUUCGAACAAUGAGCAUAACCUUCUUGGUCAUGUAUGGAGGAUGUGGCUAGACGAUAGGGGAAUCGAGCUGAUUGAUUCCUCAGUGGGCGAUUCAUAUUCACCGCAGGAAGUAUUGAAAUGCAUGCAGGUUGGGCUCUUAUGCGUCCAAGAGCGAGCAGAAGAUAGACCAACCAUGUCAUCCGUGGUGUUGAUGUUGAGCAGCGAAACUGCAAGGCUGCACCAGCCUAAACACCCUGGCUUCUGCCUGGGAAGGAAUCCUAUGGAAACAGAUUCCUCUUCAAGCAAGCAAGAUGAAUCAUUCACCAUAAACCAAGUUACGGUUACAACGUUAGAUGCCCGGUAGAUCAAGGUUUUACUGCAUUUGAUAGAAUUGUAUAGCACGAGAGCUUUCAAAAUCUUGUCUAUUUCUUUCCUUUAUACAUAGUAAUGUAGUUCAAUUUUGUGAGUGAAUUUCAUUAUUUCUUUCUCUUUUUUUUUUUUUUUUUGCUUUCUCUAAAGUUGUUUGAUGUAAGAGAUGGCAUUCUCAAAAUUUAAGAGCGUAGUGGAUAUAAGAAACUUCUUUUUCUUUUU